CUCGGAAGGGUCCAAUCCAAACCAGUUGUGCGGGAGACACUGGAUAAGGCGAAGGCAGAAAAACCUCAUCUUCGUCUUUGGGGAUAACACAGAAGGAAAGAACCGAAGACGAAGAAGAAGAAGAAGAAAUAAUGGCUUCAAUAACAGCAAUGUCAUUGUCACCUUGCCUUUCAAGUAGAGGCAUACAGCAAGCCUCCACACCUUGUGCUUCUCUCACAUUCCUCACUGGGUCAAGACCCAGGAAGAGCUCUGUGUCCCUCAACGCUGCCACCCCUCGUUCUUCGUUGCUUCACUGCUCCUUCGUUCCUUCCUCCUCUCUCUCUUUCCCUUCCUCGUUUUCAGGUUUAUCUCUUGGGUUGGAUUUGGGUUCUAGUAUUGGGGUUGGAAGAAGAAGAGGCUCUGGCUUAGUGGUGAGGGCUGGGAAGGCUGCUCUGUGUCUAACCAAGAGAAAUAGGUCCCGGAAAUCUUUGGCUCGAACUCAUGGGUUCCGCAGACGCAUGAGAACCACUGGCGGUAGAGCAAUGUUGAAGCGCCGACGUGCUAAGGGACGGAAGAUCCUCUGCACGAAGACCAAUCCCAACAGUGGAAAACGUGCCUGAUUGUGUCUAUUUCGAAUUCAGUUUAUCAGGUAAAUGAAAUGAAAUGAAAUGAAAUGUAAUGAUGUCUAAUAGCUGGUUCUUGUGAACAUUGGCAGAAUUUCAAACUUAUUUCACAUGAUAUCCCUUCCGUAUUGUUUCAAUCAGAAAGGCUUUUGUUUGUCCAAGCCCAUUUUGCA
Molecule: messenger RNA, 775 nt
Organism: Prunus avium (sweet cherry)
Lineage: Eukaryota; Viridiplantae; Streptophyta; Magnoliopsida; Rosales; Rosaceae
Product: Ribosomal protein L34
Biological process (GO): translation
Cellular component (GO): ribosome; mitochondrial large ribosomal subunit
Molecular function (GO): structural constituent of ribosome
Source: RefSeq, a predicted model, not a curated record